Messenger RNA from Fusarium musae, 693 nucleotides. RefSeq lists its product as uncharacterized. The record is from RefSeq and is a predicted model, not a curated record. Lineage: Eukaryota; Fungi; Ascomycota; Sordariomycetes; Hypocreales; Nectriaceae. Bases 1 to 693 code for a protein of 230 amino acids. The transcript is spliced from 3 exons.
AUGGCAACAACAAGCUCAGCAACAGUCACAGAAGACUGCGCUGUAUUUUUUGGCCAUCAUGGUCCGCUCAUCGCCAGCGGCGACAAAAUUGGCCUUCGCACCAAGAUCAAGGCUCAGCUCCGCUCGGUGCAGGCGUGGGAUUGUGACACCUGGAUUGGCCUCACACUCGACUUUCCCUUGGGAAAAGACCAGAAAGCAAAUGAGGAGGCCGGCUUUGGCGUGCGGUAUCGAGCCCCGGAACAUGGUUCACAAGACAAGUCAAAGCUUUGCGAUUACCACCAGAUCCGAAUCAAGUUUCCCCGUAGCUUCUCCCACGAAGUCCAGCUGGGACAGUCUCCGAGUACGUUUACCAACGAGCACCUCAGCUACGUAAAGGUUUAUUUCGGUGAAAGUCGAGCUACAAUCGAAGGCUUUGGUAUCCCAUUCGCGAACCAAGAAGAUCACCAGGUUGAAAGCUGGAUCAACGGAGACGCCCCCAUCGCCGGAAAGUACGGUCUUCUGGACAUUCUCCAGCAGCAAAGUCUAUACCUGGUCUUGCCCGCUUCAAGCAGUCUUGUCAAGACCCUCGGCACAACCCAAACCUUAUCGACUUUCCGAUACCCUUACAAUGAAGAUUUUUCUUGGGAUCUUACUCGUUUUGAGAAAGAGCUCCGAGAGAACAAAGGUCAACAGUUCGCGCCACUUUACAGGUGA